CCUACUCUUCUUCGAUCUUGCUCCAUUGGUGGUGGUGUUUGUUUGCUUGGAGUGUUUGGUGUCGCGGUUUCUCUCGUUCUUGUCUUCGCUGAAUCGAGCAGCACCCUGCGUCUUGGUUGGUUCCUGUUUACCGCGGUCUGGUCCUCUUUUUUCGUGUUCUUCGCUUCCCGUACCCGUGAUGUUGUUGCUUGAUGCAUUUGAGGCGUGGUUUUCUCGGAGUUGGAUGAGGAGGUCGACGAGCACCGAAGCUUCAUGGUUGGUCUCCGUUCGCCUCUCUCCCAUCGGAGCACGUUGAUCUUGACGGUUCCUGGCGCGACCAAUGCGUGCGCGAGAAGUUAGACGCCAUGAAUUCGUUUCUCUUCUCUGCUUUGUUUUUUUUUUUGGCUCCUGUUUUGCAGUUGGUGUGUUGCGGAGGUGUCAGUUUCUGAAUUUGUAUAAACCAAAUGCCCUCUUCUUAUUCUUUUUGCUGUUCCUGAUGCAAUCUGCCCGUCUUCCUUACGUAUUGAUCAAGUAGAACGGCGCCUCGUUCUCUUCUCGAAUUUUAAGGCGUUUCGGAAUCCGAAAUUUGCUAAGAUUUUACCUGGCCGUGAUCAUUUUUUUCCUCCUGUUCUUGGCUUCCCUUUCCCGUGUUGUUGUUGCUUGAUGCUUUUGAAGUUGGGUGUGUGAGUUUCUUGGAGGAGGUUGAAGAGCACGGAAGCUUCAUGGUGAUCUCGUUCGCCUCUCCUCGGAACAUCAAAGCAAGUUCCGCUAUGGGUAACAGCCUUCCUGUAGAAUCGAAGUUCACUUUUGAAGAAGAGAAUGACAGAAUUAAGUAUGUUGUGUCGUCUAUGCAAGGAUGGGGUGAGAAAAUGGAAGAUGCUCAUGCAGCUAUUCUAAAUCUUGAUGAUGCCACGUCCACGUCUUUCUUUGGUGUUUAUGAUGGCCAUGGAGGAGCUGAAGUAGCAUUGUAUUGCGCAAAACAAUUUCACAUUGAGCUAUGCAAUCAUGAAGACUAUCACAACGAUCUGAUUAAUGCACUGGACAAUGUGUUUUUAAGCAUGGAUGAGAACCUGCAACAGUCCGAUGCUUGGAGAGAGUUAGUUAUUCCUCAUGAUAAUGGAUGUAUGUAUUUUCUCAAGGCUGGUGUCUGUGCUAAGCCUUUCCCACAGGCGACAUAUACUGGGCCAGCGUAUGAAGGGAGCACAGCAUGUGUGGUUGUCAUCAGAGGUAACCAAAUGAUUGUUGGACAUGUUGGUGAUUCUCGUUGCGUACUCUCAAGACAGGGUGGCCUGGCUAUUGAUUUAUCCUUCGAUCACAAACCAUGCACAAGAACUGAGUCUGAAAGAGAGAGAGUUCAAAAUGCAGGAGGGAGAUCUCUUGGACUUAGGUGUGAACAAGUAAUGGGGAAUUAUGUAGUCAAGGAACAAUGGGUCCUCGGUGAUUUUGGGGGAGGUGUAACAAUCUCAAGAUCAAUUGGUGACUUUGCUUUCAAGAAGAACAAAGAUUUAGAUCGUGAAAAACAAAUGCUGGUAUGUGAUCCGGACAUCCUCGCUGAUGACAUAACUGAUGACAUGGAGUUUCUUGUUAUUGCAAGUCAAGGUCUCUGGUCUUGCGUGGACAGUGCGGACGUGGUUUCUUACAUACAUGACCGUUUAUCGGUGGAGGGUGCAGAGCUGCGUGUCAUCUGUGAGGAGGUUGUUGAGUUCGGCUUGGCAUCGGGCGAGAACACUACCGUCAUCCUGGUUCAGUUCAAGCCCGGCGCCUUCCAGUACCAGCUGGUGGAUCCCGCUGGAUUUGGCACUGCCGUCUCUAACAUUGCCAGCACCAGUGCUGCGCCGGCUGGUGCCAGCGACACAAGCGACGAGGGCGUCAUGGCCGACUCCUGCGCCACGGCUGACACCAGCGGCAGUGCCAGGGCUGAGAGCGGCGAGCUCGUCCCCACUCCCAGCGCCAACAACACCGUCACGGAUGAGGUCGAUCCCACUGGCACUGUCGCAGCCGACGACAAGGUCGAUCCCAACUCCAGCGCCAAUGCCGACGCUGACGACGGCGCUCCCAAACCUUCUCUCGGCGCAGUCAUCGAGUCCGACGAGGUCGCCCUCGAUGCCACUGCAACGGGCCAUCAGGUGGCCGUGCGUCAGCAGGAGGAAUUCGACCCAAAGAAGUGUUGGAUCUGCGGAAAAGGCUACAAGAAGAUUCUUCUUGAACCUUCUUCGGCCAGGGCGAGAAACCCACUUCUGGCUCACGCUAAGACGUGUGAGUCGGAAGACAAGAAGGCGAAGAAGAAGAUAACCAAGUAUAUGAUGAAAGCCAACGUCACCAACCAGUAUCAUUGAUACUGUACGUUAACUACUUGCACCUGUACGUUAACUACUUUGCUUUUGGUGAAGUUUUCCUCAUUCUUCUAGCUCUAUGUGAUACGUUUUGGUUUUAAAUCGAUUCAUGCAUUGGAUAAUGGAUGUUGGUGAAAUGAAGGGAGUAAUCAGUCAUAUGGUUGGUUUAAUGGGAAAGUCUAUUUGUGGAUUAAGUA
Messenger RNA from Oryza sativa Japonica Group (Japanese rice), 2509 nucleotides. Its product is annotated as probable protein phosphatase 2C 16. The record is from RefSeq and is a predicted model, not a curated record. Gene Ontology annotation, biological process: protein dephosphorylation. Gene Ontology annotation, molecular function: cation binding; protein serine/threonine phosphatase activity. NCBI's taxonomy places the organism in Eukaryota, Viridiplantae, Streptophyta, Magnoliopsida, Poales, Poaceae.